Molecule: messenger RNA, 1776 nt
Organism: Cavenderia fasciculata
Lineage: Eukaryota; Evosea; Eumycetozoa; Acytosteliales; Cavenderiaceae
Exons: 2
Coding region: 1-1776 (591 amino acids)
Biological process (GO): protein folding
Cellular component (GO): chaperonin-containing T-complex
Molecular function (GO): ATP-dependent protein folding chaperone; ATP binding
Source: RefSeq, a predicted model, not a curated record
AUGGUUUCAAAAGGAUCAUCCCACACUAAUUAUAGCUAUCUAGAAACAUUAAAAAGUAAUGUGCAACACAUAAUUAGUUUAUCUUCUUUUCUUGGUUCUUCAUUAGGACCAAAAGGGGGUGAUAAGUUAUUGGUUGACUCUGAAGGCAACAUCACAAUAACCAAUGAUGGUUUUCAAAUAUUGAAAGCGUUAUCAUUAUCGUUUGAUAAAAACAAUAAUAAUAAUGAUGUUGUUGGUAUUGGUGACGAUAAAAUACGACAACUAAAUGAUCACGAUAGAGAUAAAACUUUAAACAACAACAACAACAACAACAACAACAACAACAACAACAACAACAACAACAACAACAACAACAACAACAACAACAACAACAACAACAACAACAACAACAACAACAACAACAAUAAUAAUAAUAAUAAUAAUAAUCAUUAUCAUUAUCAAUCACUAGUUGAACUAAUUUAUCGAUGUUGUAGCGAUCACAACAAAAUAUUUGGAGAUGGAACGACAUCAAUCGUUGUCAUUAUUGGAGCACUUUGUCAAUCAUCACUUCACUUAAUCAAUGAAAAAAAUAUUCAUCCAUCAACCAUUGCUGAAUGCUAUCGCAUUGCCCUCUUACAAUCUUUUCACCUCAUUGAUCAAUAUUCUAUUCCAUUAUCAAUCAAUCAAAAUAAUAAUAAUAAUAAUAAUAAUAAUAAUAAUAAUAAUAAUAAUAAUAAUAAUAAUAAUAAUAAUAAUAAUAAUAAUAAUAAUAAUAAUAAUAAUAAUAAUACACUACCAAUAUCAUUAUUAGGAGAGGACAGUUUAAAUUCAAAGAAUGUUUAUCAUCAUAGAAAACUUUUAUCUGGUUUAUGCCUAGAAGCAUUACAAUUGGUUUCAUUAAAAACAAGAAUAAUAAUAGAAUUUGUAGAGGGAGCAUCGAUAAAUGAUAUAAUCACAUGGGUAUCUGGUGACAAAUUAGAAAUCAUUUCCCAAAUAUCAGGUGCAACCAUUUGCCAUAAACUACCAAACAAGAUCAAAAAAAUUAAUAAUGACGAGAGAUUUAUCGGAUAUUUAAAUGAUUUAUCUAUGGUGAUUUAUAAUAUGGAUGAUCCUGUCAAUAAUAUACUUCUCCAAUAUGGUGGUGGUGGUGGUGGUGGUGAUCAAACAAAAGUGGACCCAGUGGUUACCAUUUUAAUAAGAGGUGGUACCAAACAAAUGUGCCAAGAGGCUAUGGAAUGUGUACAAGAUUGUUUAAGUGUAUUGGCAAAUGCAUUACCAGAAAUAGAUGGUAGAAAACGAGCGGUCACAAGUGGCGCAGGUUCAACAGAAUUGUAUCUUUAUACAAACCUAUCAAAAUUUAUUGACAAUCAGAAGAAAAGAGAAUCAAAAGAUCAAGAAACACGUUGGAAGAACCAUUUUAGAGUAGACAGUCAAGUAGAAGAAAUGUGCAUUAAAUCUUGGUGCCACUCUUUGUUAUCAAUACCAAAAACAUUAUUAGAGAAUGGUGGUGGUGGUGGCGGCAAUGACAACCAAACUAGAGACCCACUAUCUCUAUUGACUGACAUUUAUCAAUCUCAUUACAAUAAUAUUGACAAAGUUGAGUCAAUGGACCAUUGUAGGUUGGGAAUUAAAAGUCAACAAAUCACAACAACAUCUGACCCAGGAGGUGAUCACCAAAUGGCAAUUUGUUGGGAGCUGGUAGAACAAAAAAAGUCUAUCCUCCAAAUGGCCACCGAUUUGACUAUAAUGAUUCUCCAAGUUGAUUGUAACCUUACUUUAACCAAUUUAAAAUCAUAA